UCAAAGGCCGGCCAUAAAACUAGAUUUGCAUCACAAUAUGGAUUUACGGUUUUCUCUCAUCUUAUUAAUAAUCGCAGCGAGUUUUGCAGAGAACUGUGCAACGAAAGGUGGUAUCAAUGAGAUUAUCAACAACAAAAAGUUGAAGAAUCGUUCGUUCUUGGGUCUUGUAGUUCCAAAUUCAUUCGAAUUGGGUCCUCUUCUUCAAUCUUCAAGCUUUGUUGCUGAUCCAUCUGUGCCAUACUUGGAUUUUUCAGGAAGAAGAUUUCGUUUCGGAAAAGUGGAGAACAAAAAUGUUGUUAUGGUCAUGACGGGAUUGGGUAUGUUAAAUGCAGGUAUAGCGACGGAAUUGCUACUAAGUCUGUUCAAGGUGGAAUCAGUGUUGCAUUUUGGAAUUGCAGGAAAUGCAGAUCCUAAACUCCAUGUCGGAGACGUUGUUAUUCCUCAGUAUUGGUCUCAUACUGGCCUUUGGAACUGGCAGCGAUUCGGAGAUGGCCCUAAUGAUGAACUAGCACUGGAGUCUAACGGGGACUACACUAGAAAAUUUGGUUACCUUAAAUUCUCUGAUUACAAAACUCAAAAGAAUACAAAGGCCAAGAAGUCCACCGCGUCUGACAACCUUUUGAACAAUGUUUGGUACCAACCGGAGGAAAUCUUUCCCGUAGAUGGGACUCCUGAAGUUCGACAGCACGCCUUUUGGGUUCCUGUGGAUGGAAAAUAUUACGAAUUAGCGAAGAAGCUCGAGGGCAUGAAGUUGGAGGGGUGCGUAAACUCGACCUGUUUGCAUAGGCCACCACAGGUUGUUAGAGUAGCUAGAGGAUGUAGUGCAGACAUAUUUGUCGAUAAUGCAGCAUAUAGAGAAUUCCUACAUUCAAAAUUCAAUGUUACACCUCUUGACAUGGAAUCUGCCGCAGUUGCCUUAGUUUGUUUGCAACAUAAGACUCCUUUCAUUACAAUUAGAGCUUUAUCUGAUUUGGCUGGUGGUGGUUCUGCUGAAUCCAAUGAAGCUGAUGUUUUUGCCUCUCUUGCAGCUGAAAAUGCUGUCGAAGUUCUGGUUAAAUUCAUAACCUUAUUGCCUUAAAUUUAAUCAUGUGUAGUUGCAAAUGUAAUGUAACUUUUAUUUUUCUGCAAUUUUCAUUUUGUUCUUCUAAUAAUGUAAUAUGACGUAUUUCGUGAUUCAGAAAAUACGAAAUAUCAUUCGAUUUCCAUAGGCCCUUCGUUAAUUUUCAA
Papaver somniferum (opium poppy) is the source of this 1227-nucleotide messenger RNA. Its product is annotated as 5'-methylthioadenosine/S-adenosylhomocysteine nucleosidase-like. Gene Ontology annotation, biological process: nucleoside metabolic process. Gene Ontology annotation, molecular function: catalytic activity. The transcript has 4 exons. Bases 38 to 1078 code for a protein of 346 amino acids. Lineage: Eukaryota; Viridiplantae; Streptophyta; Magnoliopsida; Ranunculales; Papaveraceae. The record is from RefSeq and is a predicted model, not a curated record.